Acaulospora colombiana is the source of this 306-nucleotide messenger RNA. The record is from the annotation of a GenBank genome assembly. Lineage: Eukaryota; Fungi; Glomeromycota; Glomeromycetes; Diversisporales; Acaulosporaceae.
UCAGCUCGCAAUGACAACAUCUUUGCUGCCACCUUUGUCAGUUUAUGGGAUGAAGUUAUUUUCGGUAUAUUAAAUUCAAUGAUUGAAAAGACUAUUGACAGCAUAUUAGCGAGAUACAAGGCAGUCAUCAGUAAACACCAACAGCUUAAACUGUCUACUGAAAUUAUAGUUUUUUCUUUUUCGCAAUUUUGGUCAAGAGGUUUUUGGACAAAACCUUCCAUUUCACCUCCUCAAACUAAUGAAAAACAAUCAACCAAGGACAUAAUAAAGUGUUGUCAUAACUUGUUUCUUGGCGGUAUCGUCUAG